Epinephelus fuscoguttatus (brown-marbled grouper) is the source of this 7808-nucleotide messenger RNA. Its product is annotated as fibroblast growth factor 14-like. Gene Ontology annotation, cellular component: cytoplasm. The record is from RefSeq and is a predicted model, not a curated record. Lineage: Eukaryota; Metazoa; Chordata; Actinopteri; Perciformes; Serranidae. Gene Ontology annotation, molecular function: fibroblast growth factor receptor binding; growth factor activity. Gene Ontology annotation, biological process: positive regulation of cell population proliferation; animal organ morphogenesis; regulation of cell migration. The coding region runs from base 586 to 1341 and encodes 251 amino acids. The transcript is spliced from 5 exons.
CACAAACACCAUGAAGCUUUCACUUUGAAAGCCAACCCGCCCUGUUUCCGGUGAUGCUCCGGGUAACUGUCGCUAGUUUCACGCAGCUGGAGCGGCUCGCGGCAGCACGCGCGCCUCGCGCUUCUGUCAGUGGAAUACAAACGGACGUUUUUCAGAGCAGAGGACAGAAUUGCUUUCUGAGGCACUAUUCUCCUUUUCUCCCGGUUGUGUGUGUCUCGCCUGUUGACCAUGGGAACACAAAGUGACAAACGGGCUCCGGUGGUAUCGGCUGGAGGAGCCGUUCAGUGACAGCUGUUAUCUGACUGACAGACAGACCGGUGAAACGUGACGGACAGGUAAACCGCUGUGCGUUUCAAAUCAAUGGCCUGGGGAAUAACGGCAACAGAGGAUAUGCUGUAAGGCGAAGUGGUGUGUUUAUCUCGGACUUUACCGCGUUGUGGCUCAAGUAUGGGGUCGGUAUAGCCGGUAGAGCGGAGACUGGAGGUUUGCGUCUGGUUUUGUCUGCGCUCCGUCCCCUCCGGUGGACACAGCUGAAGAGACUGGAGACACGGACGGAGACGGGGCUGGUUUUGUUUCGGCGGAGACAUGGCAGCGGCCAUCGCCAGCGGUUUAAUCCGGCAGAAGCGACAGGCGAGAGAGCAACACGCCCACCGACCGACUACACACCGGCGGCGGAAGAGCCCCGGUAAGAAGCAGGGGCUGUGCAACGGGAACCUGGUCGACAUCUUCUCCAAAGUCCGGAUAUUUGGCUUGAAGAAGAGGAGGCUACGGAGACAAGAACCACAGCUGAAGGGCAUAGUGACCAGGUUGUUCUGCAGGCAGGGCUUCUAUCUCCAGAUGGGCCAGGAUGGAAGUCUGGACGGGACCAAAGACGACAGCACCAACUCCUCUCUGUUUAACUUAAUUCCUGUGGGUCUGAGAGUCGUGGCCAUCCAAUCAGUCAAGACUGGCCUCUACAUCGCCAUGAACGGGGAGGGUCACCUCUACUCAUCGGAACUGUUUACAGCCGAGUGUAAGUUUAAGGAGUCGGUGUUCGAGAACUACUAUGUGAUCUACAGCUCUAUGCUCUACAGACAGAAGGAGUCGGGCCGGGCCUGGUUUCUGGGCCUCAAUAAAGAGGGACAGGCCAUGAAGGGCAACAGGGUCAAAAAGACCAAACCAGCUGCACACUUCCUGCCUAAACCUAUAGAAGUUGCGAUGUACCGAGAGCCUUCAUUGCACGACGUAGGGGAGGCGGUGCCUAAACUCGCCGGGGGCCCGCCUUCCAAAAGCACAACCAGCGAACCGGUGGUCAUGAAUGGCGGCAAACCAGUCAACAAACCCGACAAAGAGGAGACAUAACCCAGCCCCCCGUUUAACUCUCCCCUGGCCAACCGGAGGCCAGGAAAAGCCAGAGACUCGCCCCGCUGCUGUGCUCUCACAAAACUAAACUGCAACAAAAGGUAACCAAACAAACAACAGCUCAAGUUCUGACUGGUCAGCAGUGGGGCCGCACGUCCCGCCUCAGCUCUUCCCCUGUUGGACAGAUCCGAUGUUGUGGGGAAGAGCACUGCGGCUGGUGGCUGGGGGGAAGAGGAGGAUGAAGACCGUAAAGUCAGGCCAAUGCCAGACGGAUAUUUUGGAACUGGGACAGCCCUCAUGUGGGACACGAAAUGACUUCUUAAAGUAUAAACAAAACAAAGAAAAAAUGGAAAAAAAUGUCGUCUUCACCGGUAUUUUUCUGUGACAAUCUGUAAGAAUGAGGCCCCUUUUUUUUCCUCUCCUGAUAGUACUGUUUUCUGUUGCCAGGUAUGCUUGCUUGCUGGUGGCUACACACACACACACACACACACACAUACACACACACACACAUGCACACAACUCCUACCCAAAAUCGACCACUUGGAUUCGAUCUUUGAGUAAAUAAAGAACAGAUUAAAGCAAACAUCGGGCAAAGAGAAUGCUUUAAAUACCAAACACUGAUGAUUCAGAGGAUGCUUAGUCAUCGAUCAAUUAAGAUUUGGCACAAGACCUUCUCUACUAAGCUUAUAAUGAAAUGUACUUGAAAAUGGCCCUCUGCAUUAUAUACAAGGCAACCCAUCGUAUGACAUGUCCCUGAUUUUAAUCACAUACGAUACGAACAUACGAGCUGUUAAAAAGAGAGAGUUCUUAUUUGACACCACAUAGCUUAAAGCAUGUUUGUCUUUUCAGUAUGCCUUUGUUAUCUUUUUGUUGGAUGGUUUAUUACUGUAUUCUGCAUACACAGAGCACUAGUGAUUAUCGAGCUACGUUGUUGUACAGACACAAAAGAGAUUUUAGUGUCUACCUCUCUGUCUUUUUUUUCUGUCCCCUUUUGAAUUCCAUAACGUCACUGACACAAGUGUAGCUCAGGAGAGGAGGAGAACAGCUGACGUGUCAAGUAAGGAGUUUUGGUAUCAAGUUGCUCAAAUUAGUGCGUAGCUGAAGCCAGAACGAUUUCCACAAAUUCCCUGUUUGUAGCAACACGGAGUGCACAGGAGGCAUGCUGGCGUCCAAACAGCAUGGUAGCAGUCAGUGUUUACAUGGAGUAGCAGAAAUUGCAGAGGGUCAAACCUCAAGAACGGUCAGUAGUAUUUUUCCUUUCUGUUGCCUUCCCAAGUACUUGAAGUUAAAGGUAGGAAUGAGGGUAAAAAUGAACAGGGUAAAUGAUGUUAAAGCCACUUUGUGUUGAACUUAACUGCCCAGUGGUUCUUUCAAAAAAGACACUUAGGUAGACAGCAAUACACGCCAGGUCUUCACAUGUCCUAAUCUUCAAAGUUAUUACAGCUCUCAAAUAAAUAUUAAUUUUAGAGGAGUACAGUUUUAAAGUAGCAUAUAUACACAGUAUGUGGAUACUUUGCACAAGUGGAUGCAGAUCUGUGUGUCACUGGCUGCAUUCAGACUGCAGGCAAAUCAAAUUUUUAAGACAGAUUGUCCACACUGUUAUUUGCAAGUGAUCAGAUUAGAGUUGUGUGUACAGAGUGUGUGUUAACAACAUCUGUAACAACGUGGCUAUGCUGAUGACGCGGCUUUCCAACGCAGAAGCAUAAGAAAUGGAGGUUAGGGGUGUCCCCAACUAAGAAUUUGCAAAGUCGAAUCUGAUUCAUCAAGUGUUGCCGAUCAUUGACUCAUUGUCAAAUCAUGUUUUGUUUUCUUUUGCUAAAUGAUUCAUGUUCUUAAUUUUGAAAUAGAACUUGUUUUAUAAUUAUACAUCUUCCAUUCAGCCCUGUAUAUUGUGUGUACGGGGUGAGUGUGUACAUGUGGCGAUGUCCACAGUAAAAAGAGCGAACAUAAGAGAUCGAUAGACAGACAGAACACGCCACUUAGUUUGGGUUCUGCUUGCUGUCUGUGGCUGUAAACAGAACUUUGAGACAGAAAGAUGCAAGCCACUGAUUCUAUUGUGACAGAACCAUUGAGAAGUCUAAAAAAUAUUUAGCGCUACCAAAACAAGCUAUGAUUUAACCCAAACAAUUCUAUGUAAAAAUCAGACAGUCAGCACCACCGUGAGCUGAAUGGCAUGAUCCUUUGUUUCAUAACCACAUUUUCCCGCAGCUAUGACGAUUCCACUGUGAGAUUAGCAGUUGAAUCAGGCUCCUUAGAUCAAAUCGUCAAGUCGUUGACUAUCCAGCGUCGCCCCUGAUGGAGGUCUACCAUUUUGACCACCAAACAAUCAAACUUUGAAGUCGUGGUGCAGAACUACUCUGUUGUACCACACAUGCUCGUCCAUAGUGCUCAUCUAGAAGCAGAAUGGAUUCUGCUCAGCACUUCUGUCCCUCUGGAUUUGACGUCAUCAUUGUGUGACGCAUUGUCAGUGAUGCAAAAGAUACUUUGAAAUCCGAUAUGAGCGUCCAGGCUGAGAAAUCGCAUUUCAAAUCACCUCCAAAUGUGUUUUUUUUUGCUGUCCACACACUCUAAAAUCAAUCUGAUUACAAUCUGGAUAUAAUGAAAAAUGGAUUUGGGAUUGCAGUCUGAACAAGGCCAGUAUGUCUGCGUGGAUCAGGGCUGAUCUGAUCAUAUGUAUUUUAAUUUCAGGAGGAAAUAUAUUUUUUUGACAAGACAGAGGGUGUGAACUUCACAUUGUGGCUCUAAAUUGGCCUGCACAGCGUCCUAUACCAGCAGGUUACAUUACUAAAACAGUAUUAGAAAUGUGGUUUGUGUAACCGCCAAAAACAAACAGCACACACUGAUUGCAGUUUCAAAUCCCACCACUGAAAUGCAGCUCUGAGUGAAAUGUUUCGAACUACAGGGCAGAAAAUCAAAUGCCUUGAAAUGAAAUUAAACCAAAUAGAUUCCCAUGCUUUGCCCUCUCACUGUGACAGUCAACAUGGCACCAAUCUGUUCUGGACUUGAAUCCUGUUCGACACCCAGGCUCUCUGUUUACUCGUCUUUCUAAGACAGCAAGACUAGACGCCAAUUAACUCUUCAGAAAGUUACACCAGUAGUCCGUCAUAUCCCUGAGGAGAUGUUAAUACUGUGAUCCCACACUUCAUAUUAGUGUCAGCGACAAUGAGGCACAGAUGAAUGAAUAUAUUCAGUAAGAAACACAAACUGUGCGUCUCUCUCACUUUGAAUCCUGAUUUUUAAGCAAAGUAACCACUUUGCAUUUUAAUCAGAUCCUUGAAACACUGUCAUAUUUGCUGAAGAUGAAUGACCUCCACUGACGUUCCCAAAACUACAAAGAGACAAGACAAAGCGGCCGCCCUAGACACAAAACCACAAGGCUGUAUGAUUAAUCCUCACAGUUGUUCCGACAUUAAACGAGCUACCCCCAGCCUCAGCAACAGGUGUGUGUCUGUGCAGCAGGUCAAACACUGCGGCUGUUGCACACAAGCCAAGCCUCUCCGACAUGUUUCAUGUUGUCACGCUGUGUUGUACUGUACAGAGGAUACACUCGGCUGCUGAAGAGACUGUGAAAAUACAAGACAGCUCACAGUGUUUCUAAUUGGCAUUUCUCAGAUUUGUUCCUCACAUUCACCACAUUUUUCUCUCCUCUGAUUCUCAUUAGCUGUUACUUGCCUUCAAAUAUGUGUGGCUGAGCAGCUCACAUUGCGUAAACAUAUCUAGUCUCACAUCCAUAGCUACUGUUUGAUAUAAAGGUAUUUUAUAAAAGAAAGAUGUCAGUGAAAUAUGUGUGAAAUAAAAGAAAGAUCAGAGUUUCUGUGUACCCUGGAAAUCUGCAAGUGCACGUGACAUGUAUCAUGAGAAUGUUUGCUGGUUGUAGAUUCUUGCUAUGUGAGUGCCUCUCAUCCCCAGCCAAGCUCGAGAUGUGAGAUCCAGGGUGGCUGCAGAUUUAUGCUAAACACUCGGCCGUCCUGGGCUCCAGCAGGGUUUAUCCAAGAUUUCCAAAUUCUCAAAGUCGCUUGACUCCAGCUCUGUCGAAGUGGGAUGACGGUAAUGUGGAAGAAGUCUUUUAACCGGUGUUGUGCUUGUGUCACGUCAAAGAAAUGUGGAUGUAAUGUUGUGUCACAGUAGGGGUUACUACGUAAAAAAAAAACAAACCCUGACAAUCAGGUCUGUAAACUUUUAUUUUUUAAUGUGUCCUGUGUUGUCUCCGCUGCUUGUGUCUAAGAAGCCACUUUAAUUACAGCAUAGAGUAUGAUGUUUUUGUAUUUGCCUGAGCAAACGUUAAGAGAUACAAUCCAGGACAGCAACUGCUUUCCACUGAACGAUUAUCAAGCAGCUAAUUUGUCUGCACUGCUGGCAGAGGAAAAAGAUCGACUUAGCAAAAGAACCAAAUCUUCCUCCGUUCAAAGAGGCCCAGCUUGUUAGGUUAGAAGUAGGGUCCACGUGUGAAAGCAGCUAUUGAAGAUCUGUGGCACAUGCUCAAGAAUUAAUGAUAGCUGAGGCCAGAGAAAAAGGGGCCUGGUUUCCUGGCUGCUGACCAAAGACACUGCUACAAUAGUGUUUCCAGGCUGGUAAUCACAGUUACUGGUUCAAACAACGACGGCGCAAUUACUGUCAGUGUCUCCUGAGAGAUUUCUCUCCACUGGUGGUUCGCCAGGUACCAAGGCUACAAUUAUGAGAUAUCUAACAGCGAGCUCUGCACAGGAAAGAGAGCAGCUGAUUUAAUUAGAAGUGAGCAAUCAUGACAACCCGGGUCACUUUUAAUUUCCACAUACAAGUACCACUUGUGUUCUCAUGGCAGGUACACAUGUAGCCAUCUUACUUUGUCCUGCAUGAACUGUAGCUCUGAAAUCAGAAAAUGGACACGAGAACAUAAUGGGACAAAAAGGCUUGUGUGACCCGACCACUGCAGUACAGGUGCACUUUAGAGACACAGGGACAUGUAAUGGUUCGCACUGUACUCAUGAUGUAGCUGGUCUCCCUCAGGUUUUCUUUUCUUUUUCCUUUUUUCUCCAUUCCACUUUAUUCCUCUGACAAAAGACUGCCUUAUUACAUCUGAAUCUGAAACGAGACAGUAAACGCACUCUCCUGUUGUUGUUUUUUCUCAACACUCAUCCCACACAAACACACAAAGCAGACACACACUCUUCAUCUUAUUUUACGUUUCAAUUAUCCUUUGAUCCCCAAUCUUCUGUUCACUGUAACUAUGCUAGCUUUUGCUCUCUGCUCGUUUUGUAAUCACGCAGCCAGAGAACUUCUUCCCACCUCCUCUUUUCUCCUCCUCCUCUCUCUGUUCGGACUGUUUCCCACUUGUUGCAUGUUUUUUAAAAGAGGAAAGAUGACUGGGGCUAAUGCAUGUGGUAAUUUAGGAAAUGUGUUAUCAUAAACAAAACAAACAUUUACAGUGUAGCACCAGUGAAACUUUGCAUCUGGCUCGUUGGUUUGCUGCAGCCACUUUUGAUGUUUGUGUAAUUUUUACAUUUUCCCGUGGCAUCAGAAACAACUCACAGAGACACAUUGUUUCCAAGCACAAUCCAUCACUGCAUUAAUGGAGCAAAGGAAGAAUGAAUCAAAAUUACUUCAUAUCGCUAACAUUGUUACACUAAUGCAUGUCUUGCGUGGAAUACUUUCAGCAGAGCAUCAAUAUUUAAUUCUGGAGGCUGAGAGCAGGAAAAUUAUAAAAAACAGUAAGUAAUUGUUUGAUUUCCUUUGCUGCUUCAUUUAACAAUGAUGGAUUGUGCUCAGGGAGUUAUUUUAGAUGCUGGUAGAUGUAGAAAUAGAUGCCCUGAUUAAGGACCGUCACACAACAUAUAGUAUUACAUAUUGUGACUUUUAAGGUGGGCAAAAAUGGUGUUACGCAGCUGUAAACUAACGAGAGAUGGUUUAGGUUUUCCUCCUCAAUCAGUGCUGCCACUGGUGGUCACAUGCUGUAUUACAGCAACACAGAAUGAUUUAACAUGGUUUGUAUUGACAUCAAUGAAAAAAAACAUAACCUGAUGCUGUUUUUUCCCACCUUCUAAUCAUAAAGGAGAUUGUGUACCGUCGAGUGAGUCUGGGUUUCCAACAUUCUCCCUGUGCCCAAUGUCAAGAGGAACUGUGUGACCUAAACGUCCGGGUUAUAUCACUGAUAUGUAGUGUCAUAGUCCUGGAUCAGGGGUUAAUGAAAACUAGUGCACACAUAUAAUUACAUGUUCAGUUUCAAAGUGAGACUGUGAUUAACUGCAGGAUGGAGAACACAUUGAAUAAAGCCGUAGAUUCACAACCUUCUGUGUCUGGCUAAUGCAAACCAUGCUAUGAGCCAGAUGCAAUGUGUCCCAGGUGUUUACCUUAAAGGAGAUUACUCUGUCUGUCAGUAAAUGUACAGUUACCUUUACAUACAUAUUAUGCAAACAGUUUGUCUGCACUGUACAGUUUGUGUCCAAUCCAUUGUAUACACACAGAAAACAAUAUUGAAUAAAGGAUUUAUA